Molecule: messenger RNA, 6320 nt
Organism: Cuculus canorus (common cuckoo)
Lineage: Eukaryota; Metazoa; Chordata; Aves; Cuculiformes; Cuculidae
Gene: ANKFY1
Product: ankyrin repeat and FYVE domain containing 1
Exons: 25
Coding region: 60-3563 (1167 amino acids)
Biological process (GO): retrograde transport, endosome to Golgi; Golgi to lysosome transport
Cellular component (GO): endosome membrane
Molecular function (GO): metal ion binding; small GTPase binding
Source: RefSeq, a predicted model, not a curated record
GGCUUAGGGCCGAGGGGCGCGGGGCGGCUCUCGCGAGAGCGGCGGCCCCCGGCCCCAACAUGGCGGAAGAGGAGGUGGCCAAGCUGGAAAAGCACCUGAUGCUUCUCCGACAGGAGUAUGUGAAGCUGCAGAAGAAACUAGCUGAUACGGAAAGGAGAUGCAAUCUUCUGGCUGCCCAGGCGAACCAAGACAACGCCAGUGACACCUUCAUCAGUCGACUUCUUGCCAUUGUAGCUGAGCUCUAUCAGCAGGACCAGUACAGUGAUCUGAAGAUAAAGGUCAGGGACAAGCACAUCAGUGCUCACAAAUUUGUCUUGGCGGCACGCAGCGAUGCUUGGAGUCUGGCCAACCUUGCCUCGACGGAGGAGCUGGAUCUGUCAGAUGCUGACCCAGAGGUAACCAUGGCAAUGCUGCGCUGGAUCUACACAGAUGAGCUUGAGCUAAGAGAAGAUGAUAUCUUCCUGACAGAGCUUAUGAAACUAGCUAAUAAAUUUCAGCUCCAGCUGCUUAGGGAAAGAUGUGAAAAAGGAGUCAUGUCACUAGUUAAUGUGAGAAACUGCAUUCGUUUCUAUCAGACUGCUGAGGAGCUGAAUGCCAGCACUCUUCUGAACUACUGUGCUGAGAUAAUUGCCAGUCACUGGGAUGACUUGCGUAAAGAAGACUUCAGUAGCAUGAGUGCUCAGCUGUUGUACAAAAUGUUCAAGUCAAAGACAGAAUAUCCCUUGCAUAAGGCUAUUAAAGUGGAGAGAGAAGAUGUAGUCUUUUUGUAUCUUAUCGAAAUGGAUUCACAGCUUCCUGGGAAGCUCAAUGAAUUGGAUCACAACGGAGAUCUUGCUUUGGAUCUAGCCCUUGCCCAAAGGCUGGAGAGUAUUGCAACUACACUGGUCAACUACAAGGCUGACGUAGACAGGGUGGACAAGAGAGGCUGGAGUCUGUUGCAUAAAGCCAUCCAGAGAGGAGAUAAAUUUGCUGCAAACUUUCUUAUUAAAAAUGGUGCCCGUGUGAACGCUGCCACGCUAGGAGACCAGGAGACUCCCCUGCACCUUGUGGCAUCGUACAGCCCUAAGAAGCACUUGCCGGACGUCAUGGCAGAGAUGGCACAGAUUACGGAGUCCCUCUUGCAGGCGGGAGCCAACCCCAACAUGCAGGACAGCAAAGGAAGGACACCCUUACAUGUGUCAGUUGUGGUCAGGAAUGAACCUGUGUUCAGUCAGCUUCUCCAGUGCAAACAACUAGACUUGGAGCUGAAGGAUCACGAAGGAAGUACAGCCCUGUGGCUCGCAGUUCAGUAUAUCACUGUGUCAUCGGAUCAGUCUGUAAACCCUUUUGAGGAUGCUCCUGUUGUAAAUGGAACCUCAUUUGAUGAGAACAGCUUCGCGGCAAGGUUGAUCCAACGAGGGAGCAAUACAGAUGCUCCAGACACAGUAACAGGAAACUGCCUGCUUCAGAGGGCAGCUGGUGCAGGAAAUGAGGCAGCUUCUCUCUUCCUAGCAACGCAUGGAGCAAAAGUCAACCACCAAAACAAAUGGGGAGAAACACCACUGCACACAGCCUGUAGGCAUGGCCUAGCAAGCCUGACAGCCGAACUUCUGCAGCAAGGAGCCAACCCAAACAUCCAGACGGCAGAAGCAGCACUUGGGCAGAAGGAUACAUCUUCUUCAACAGCAGAGAAUGUUUAUCUGCAAACUCCCCUUCACAUGGCUAUUGCUUACAACCACCCAGAUGUCGUGUCAGUUAUCUUGGAACAAAAAGCUAAUGCUCUUCACGCUACCAACAACUUGCAAAUCAUUCCUGACUUUAGUCUAAAGGACUCAAGAGACCAGACUGUGCUGGGAUUGGCUCUUUGGACAGGCAUGCACACAAUAGCAGCUCAGCUGCUUGGCUCUGGGGCAUCCAUCAACGACACCAUGUCAGACGGACAGACUCUGCUGCACAUGGCGAUACAGAGACAGGACAGUAAGAGUGCGCUCUUCUUGCUGGAACAUCAGGCGGAUAUCAAUGUCAGAACACAGGAUGGAGAGACUGCCUUACAGCUGGCUAUCAAAAACCAGCUCCCUCUCGUGGUAGAUGCUAUUUGUACCAGGGGAGCAGACAUGUCUGUGCCAGAUGAGAAAGGAAAUCCUCCUUUGUGGCUUGCCUUAGAAAGCAAUCUGGAAGACAUUGCAUCGACUCUGGUUAGGCACGGCUGUGAUUCAACCUGCUGGGGGUCAGGACCAAGUGGCUGCUUACAAACCCUUCUUCAUCGAGCUAUUGAUGAAAAUAAUGAACAAAUAGCAUGCUUUCUUAUUCGCAGUGGUUGUGAUGUGAAUAGUCCCAGAAAGCCAGGCCCAAAUGGAGAAGGAGAGGAGGAAGCUCAUGAUGGACAGACCCCCCUACACUUGGCAGCCUGCUGGGGACUAGAAGAGAUGAUCCAGUGCCUUUUGGAGUUUGGUGCCAAUGUCAAUGCUCAGGAUGCAGAAGGAAGAACUCCAAUCCAUGUUGCCAUUAGCAACCAGCAUAAUGUUAUAAUCCAGCUUAUGAUUUCACAUCCAGAUAUUAAGCUAAACGUACGGGACAGGCAAGGAAUGACUCCCUUUGCGUGUGCUAUGACAUAUAAAAACAACAAAGCAGCUGAAGCAAUUCUGAAGAGGGAGCCGGGAGCAGCUGAACAGGUUGAUAAUAAAGGUCGGAAUUUCCUACAUGUAGCGGUUCAGAACUCUGACAUUGAGAGCGUGCUGUUCCUGAUAAGCGUACAGGCUAACGUCAACUCCCGGGUCCAGGAUGCCUCCAAACUAACACCUCUCCACCUGGCUGUACAAGCUGGCUCAGAGAUCAUUGUGCGUAAUCUGCUGCUUGCAGGUGCCCAGGUGAAUGAACUGACGAAGCAUCGUCAGACUGCUCUUCACUUAGCAGCGCAGCAAGAUUUGCCCACGAUUUGUUCAGUCCUCCUGGAGAACGGAGUAGACUUUGCCGCUGUAGAUGAAAACGGAAAUAAUGCUCUUCAUCUGGCAGUGAUGCAUGGCCGCCUAAACAAUAUCCGGGUCCUCCUCACAGAGUGCAAUGUAGAUGCAGAAGCCUUUAAUAUUAGAGGCCAGUCACCGAUGCAUAUUUUGGGACAAUAUGGGAAAGAUAAUGCAGCAGCCAUCUGUGACCUCUUCUUGGAGUGUAUGCCGGAGUACCCUCUGGACAAACCGGAUGCUGAAGGAAACACAGUGCUCUUGUUGGCUUACAUGAAGGGAAACGCCAACUUGUGUCGUGCAAUAGUGAGAGCUGGGGCUCGUCUUGGAGUGAACAAUAAUCAAGGAGUCAAUAUCUUCAACUAUCAAGUUGCUACAAAACAGCUGCUCUUUAGGCUGCUGGAUAUGCUGACAAAAGAACCUCCCUGGUGUGAUGGCUCCAACUGCUACGAAUGCACUGCCAAAUUUGGAGUCACGACAAGAAAGCAUCACUGCCGACACUGUGGACGCCUGCUCUGCCAUAAGUGCUCAACAAAGGAGAUUCCUAUCAUAAAAUUCGAUCUGAACAAGCCAGUUCGAGUCUGCAACAUCUGCUUUGAUGUCCUGACUCUGGGAGGAGUCUCCUAGUUUGCUGUGCAAGUAAAGGGAUUCCAGUCAGUGCUCCUGACAGCAGCUCUGCUUACAAGCCCUCUGGAUAGGGAAGAGGAGGCCUAUAUGUGUCUUCUGCAAUAGACUGAACUAAUUAAGGACCCUGUUAAGAUAUAUUCUGGUAUACAUGACUUUGUAUGACUGUAAAUGUAUUGGGCUGUGAUAGACUUCACUAGGAAUUCGAGUGGAUCAUGGAAACCAAGUGACAAAAGAAUUCAGACCCUCUUCUAGUUGCAGUGGGGUAUGGAAGCUAGAAUUGUUAGGCUGAUGUUUGAGUCGAUGUGAAACAGGAUGGUCCUUGACAUGGUACUUUGCACUGAGCAACUCUGUUAAGUCCUGUGGCUUUCAGGCUGCUUAGUAGAGAUGGCGUUAAGUUUCAGGGUAUCUUUCUUUGCUUUGUCUUAAAGAUAAACGUUCCCUUUCUUUAGAGAAGACUUCUUGUGAAGCUAGGCUGAGCUGUGGCAACCACUGUUCACUUCAAGAAACUCUUCAGAGCUGGGGGCAGUUCUAAGCAUAGCGCAAGAAUUGUGGCCUUACAACAGAAAGCUUUACAACAUCUGAUGCAAAGCAGUCAGAAUUGCAGAUCCGCAUCCUGAUACCUCCUCAGUAAGUGUCUUGUUAGCUUUAGCAUGUUCAAGAGAAGUGCAACAUGGUUUUAGCCAGUAAUUACUCUUGCUCAUUCCUGCUAGAGCUGUCAAAGUCUCUGUUGCACUUUCAUUUUUACGUUGCUAGUCCUUCUGAUUCAUGGAACUUGUGUAAAUGACCCUAAGUGUGCUGGAAGGCUGAAGCGUACACGAAAUGGAAAAACACUAGAACUGAUUAAGGAGUCUAACUCACAAUACAGCAAUAACUGCUGAAGUGCAUUAUCAAUCCCAUGAGGGAGAGUAGCACUUUCCUUUGGUUAAAGACCCUGGUUAACUGCUGCAGGACAGCCGGGAACCCUGCAAGCGCAGAACGGGCUGCACCUCCAGACACGCACUGGGUCCAGUGUCAGCAGGGUUGCUGGUGAGUGGGAGCGUGUUUGGAGGCUUCCUAGUAUUGCUGAGACUGGCUUUGAAGGAAGGAUUCUGAGCUGGCAGUGUAGUGCCAGGCAUUUGGAUUUGAUCCAUAAUGUUUUAAUGUAGGCUGGCUGUGCUCUCUUAAACAUGCUGAAUCUGUACAAAAUCCAACACCACGUUGUCCAGGUAAACAGGAAAACACUUUGCUGGUAGACAGGGCUCUGGUUUGGUGAGCAGAGGCUUCGGUCAGAAAAAAAUGUGUACCGAGGCAAAACUACAUGCCACGUUAAUGCUGUUUUCAUCCCAAGAGCUAAACUUAGUUUAGACUCAGCUUUGCAUUCCUCAUCUCUACUCUAUGAACUGGCGAGUGUUUAUUUAAUGACUGUUAUCUCCAGCGCACACCUUGGACGAGAGGCGACACAUUGCCCUGUCUGGGAUGGUGACUUGUCAGUCUUGCAGUAAGUUGAGAGGACAAACCCUGCUGCUAUUGUGGGGGACCUGCCUGAGGUUUUUCUCAAUCUUGUACAAGAAAAGGAUGGGAGAGGGUAUAAUUGCUGAUGUUUGCACGAUGGAUUUCACAUCAAGUCUCACUUGAUCUGCACCUUGAUCUUCCAAUACGCAUCUGUUAUAACUGGAAUCUCGUUCACCCUUGUAACACUAGAGAAUAAUGGAUGGUAACUCAAAUUUGCCUCGCUGUUUAAUGCCUGCUGCUGUCGUGUCCCAACAGAGUGCCCUGGGUGACACAACUGGUCACUAACACAGUUGCUAACACAAAUGGUGCAUCUCUGGCAUAAUAUUUUAGGUGAAUGAGGUGGAAAUAAUGGUGUCUAAAGCAUUAACUGCAAACUACAGUUUGUUUUUUUGAGUGAAAUAGAUGAUGGAAGCCACUGUCCUAGUGCCCUGCUUUCUGAUGUUUCAGAGCAUCACUGGUUGUGAGUCACUAGCAGUGAAAGAUAAUGAUGGAGAGAGAAUGCAUUUGGUGAAAGAAGCCUUGACUCUAGAGUAUCCCAUGAUAACGUGUUGGCUUCCUUCUUGGUCUGGAGCUCCAGUGCUGUGGAGUGGUGAGUAUGUGCCCAGAGUACCGAGAGGUGGUGGAACUAGAGUGUUCUUCCAAGGCCACAGCUUAUGGACUUGGCCUGAACUGGGAAGCUGCACAGCAGGUAAUGGUUAAAGCAUUUCAACAUUGCUUUUCAGGGACUUCCCCAAUGCAAGGGGCCGGGGAACAGGGGCGUAGUUCUAAUGGCUCAGGCUUUUUAAAUGAUGACAAAUUGGGGUCUUGUGGAAAUGCGGUUUAGCUGAACGGCAAGUGUAAGGCUGGCUGGUUGUUCUCUUUAGAAGUGGAAUACAAAUUCUAACUGCCUGAAGCUUUGGGAAAUGGUAUGUGAUGCUCCUACUUUGCUGUUUGCAGCCAGCACUGUACCAGCUUUCUCACUGAAGUCUGAAAGGAAAGUUAAGAUGAUUGAUAAACCGAUGCGUGUCCUGAAACGUUCAUUAGAUUUACAGCAACUAAGUUCAACAGAUUUGAUCAUUUUAAAGUGCCUUUGAGAUAGUUUCCUUCCAGCCAACUCUAAACAGCUUUCUGCCAGAGUUCAAAGGGAAAAGCUCACAACUCAAACCAAAACCCACGCUAGUUCUCUUCUUGUUCCUCCACUGAAAAGCCUGACCCCACCAAACCACUGCUGGGGCUCUGUCCUUUGUGCAUUCUGCCUGGUGUUGGUCUGCACUCUCGGAUGCUCAA